CAGUGUCUGGUUGCGGUCUACAGGAUCUGUGCAACCAUAGAUGUUUGCCGGAACCGUGCCCCGUGGGCAGUAUUGCUUACUGGUUCCGUAGUCUGGCAUCACGAAAACUGCUUUGCCUGCUACGACUUGUACAACAGGUUACUUGUUCGGUUGAAUGACAAUGAACAGUGUUGGUGAAGAAUGCAGUGAACUGAAACAUUCUUAUGACAAAUGUUUCAACAAAUGGUUUGCGGAAAAGUUUUUGAAAGGAAUAAGCAAUGAAGAUGACUGCAAAAGUAUAUUUACAGCAUACCAGAGCUGUGUAAAGAAAGUGCUGAAGUCUCAGAACAUCAACAUAGCAGAAGUUGAAAAGGAUGUGCUGGGAACAAGUGAAGAAAAUCAUCCUCCAACCUGAUGUCUUCCGAUAGUAUAGUGCUCAUUUUGCACAACUUGUAAAUUGUUAAAUUAGUUUAUUUCAUUACGAGUUUGUUUUAUUACUUUUUUUUUUACAUUGUUGCUUGCUGUAAUUACCAUAACAAUUGUAUAAAUUGAUGUUUGUUCCUUUGUACAGCUAGUAUUCGUAAGGAUUAGUAUUACAGUAUUAAACUUGGUGCUCCAAACAA
Messenger RNA from Macrobrachium nipponense, 602 nucleotides. Its product is annotated as TP53-regulated inhibitor of apoptosis 1-like. Gene Ontology annotation, biological process: phospholipid translocation. Gene Ontology annotation, cellular component: nucleus; mitochondrial intermembrane space; cytosol. The transcript is spliced from 3 exons. Gene Ontology annotation, molecular function: phosphatidic acid transfer activity. The coding region runs from base 155 to 394 and encodes 79 amino acids. The record is from RefSeq and is a predicted model, not a curated record. NCBI's taxonomy places the organism in Eukaryota, Metazoa, Arthropoda, Malacostraca, Decapoda, Palaemonidae.